CCCUACCUCCAACUUCCAUUUAUGGCAAAGGGUGACAGAACGAGUGUCAAAUAUUUUGGCAACAAAUCAGGUUACCGAGUACAAGGAAUGGUAAAAGUCGUCCUUUUUAGAUUUUUCUUUCCUUGCUCAUCAAGGUUGAAUGAGAGGCAUAUACAUGAAAUAAAUAAGUCUUUAACUUGCUUCGCAAGAAGUUUCGAAGCUAAGUUCAAAAUACAAGAGUUGUAAUAGAUAAAAUCAAAAUGCCCACGAUUAGUGAUGAUGGCUGGGUUAAUGAUAUGGAAGGGCCAGAAAGGCUUGAAAGAGCCAAAAUUCGUCGUGCUGAACAGAUUAAACGAUGGAAAAACAGAGAAAAUAAUACAGAAAACAAUGUCAAUAGAAAUAUUCAUCAAGAAAAAAAGAUUAAAUUUACGCCUAAUAUUGUUUUACUUGAUGCUGCGGCAAGAAAUGAUUUAAGUGAAGUUGCGAAACUUCUAGAAAGUGGGGUCAGUCCUGAUCUUGGAAACGAAGAUGGUUUAACAGCAUUACAUCAGAGUUGUAUAGAUGGUUGUGAGGAGAUGGUCAAAUAUUUGAUUGAAUACAAUGCAAAUAUCAAUGCUUGUGACAAUGAGUUAUGGACGCCAUUGCAUGCUGCUGCUGCAUGUGGUCAUCUUUCAAUUAUUCGAUAUUUGAUCGAUAAUGGUGGUGAUAUUUUGGCCAUGAAUCUUGAUGGCAACCUCCCAGCUGAUGUUGUGGAAGAUGACACUGAAGUUGAACAAUUUCUUGAAAGGGAAAUGGCAAAAUUAGGUUAUGAAGAAGAAGACCUAGAAGAAUUACGAUUAAGUCAAGGAAAACAACUUCUUGAUGAUUUGAAAGAUUCUGUAGAAAAUGGACGUAGUCUUGAUAUUCAAGAUUGGAAUGGAGCAACUGCUUUUCAUGUUGCUGCUGCUAAUGGAUGGAACCACAUAGUUGAUUUCUUGCUGGAAAAUGAAGCAGAUUUUGAAAUAGCUGAUAAUUCAGGAUGGCAACCAAUACAUGCUGCCGCAGCGUGGGGACAUGAAACUAUUCUUGAGAUCUUAGUUGCUAGUGGCGCAGAUCUUGAAUCUAAAACAAACGAUUUACAGACACCAUUAGAUCUUACUGAUGAAGAAGACAUCAUUGAGCUCAUUAAGGAACUUAAAACAAAACAAAUUUUAUAUCCAAGAACGGGCCGAGGUGUGAGAAGAAAACGAAGUAAUACUUCAAAUUCUUCUAUCAAGAGAUUAAGUAUUCAUGAGAAAUGUGAACUGUCUCACACAGACUCAAAAGCUUAUUGUGCUGCUCUGUUCACUCAACAAGAGAAUUCUAAUGAAGAACAUACUGAUGACUCCUCUCCUUUCAAAGAAAAACCGCCAAAGCAAAUGUCAGAUGCUCCCACAUCCCACAUAGAAAAUGAACAAUUGAAUUAUGCAAGUGAGCAUAAACAUGAUCAGGCAGAUCAGGUGAAAGAGACAAAAACAUUUCAUCUCAAAAUUGAGUUAAAAACUGACAGUCAGAAAAUUGACACAAAAACAGAUGAUCAGAAAUGGAAGACAAAAACAGAUGAUCAGAAAAUCAACACAAUAACAGAUGAUCAGAAAUGGAAGGCAAAAACAGAUGAUCAAAAAUGGAAGACAAAAACAGAUGAUCAGAAAAUUGAGAUGAAAACUGAUGAUCAGAAAUGAAAACUGAUGAUCAGAAAUGGAAGAACAAAACUGAUGAUCAGAAAAUUGACACAAAACAGAUGAUCAGAAAUGGAAGAGGAAAACAGAUAAUCAGAAAAUUGACACGAAAACAGAUGAUCAGAAAUGGAAGAGGAAAACAGAUGAUCAGAAAAUUGACACGAAAACAGAUGAUCAGAAAUGGAAGAUGAAAGCAGGACCGAGUGAUGUUAUAAAAGAUAGUAAAAUGUCCAGCCAAAAUGAGCAGAAUCUCCAAGCCGAAAAUUCAACAGAUAAAAGUGAUAACGAAAAAGAACAGAAGAACAAAGCAAAAAACAGGUGCCAAUUUCAAAGCCUCCACGUCUUAAAACGACUACAAGAAAUGAUCCACCAACGUAUAUAAAUCUUAAGAUUGAACCAAUUGAAUCCAGUAAGACAAUAGUUGAAAGAAAAGUUAGUACAGGCGAGGAGGUUACACAUAACGAUAGAUCGAUUGUUGCACAUGAAAAUAAAUGGAAUAGUAAAUAUGGACAGUCUUCAACUGAUAGAGACGAGAAUAUAACAAGAACUCUUCAAAAUAACGAAGAUAAAACCAACGUAAAAAAAAGUAACGAUGAAAGUUUAAAUGAAGAAAAAAUAAACUCAAAUGACAAGUCAAUUAAAGAAAAAGAUAAGAAACCACGUCAACGAACUCGAUUAUUAUCAUUACGUAAAUCAUCGUCAACGGACAAACGAAAAUCUCCAGAAACAUCAAACGACAGCUCGUUUAACAAAUCAUUUAGAAGUUCAAAAAAAGGAACUACUACAUCACGAAAACGAAGUUCAGAAAGUUCAAGCAAAAAACGUUGUAUUAUUGCUUAAAACGACCAUAGCUGAAUGGUAGGAGUACACCUCACUGGAGAGGAUAAAUUAUUUCUGUGAACAUUUUUUGUUUUAUCAUGUCAAAAAGCGUCGUAUUUAUUUUGUUUAUAGAAAUGAUUUUGUCGUUGAUUUACUAAACCAUAUGAAUAGUAAAUGAUUUCGUUGCAAGAACAAUUUAAUGUGUAAAUUAGCCAUUAGAAUUGUAGAAAAAAUUUGUUUAGGUGAAAUUGCAACUCAAUAGGAGCAGAAUAUUUUCUACAAAGAGUGAAUAUUUUCAAUAAAAUAUCAAUGUACUUUCUUA
Messenger RNA from Xenia sp. Carnegie-2017, 2817 nucleotides. RefSeq names its product protein phosphatase 1 regulatory subunit 16A-like. The transcript has 13 exons. Gene Ontology annotation, molecular function: phosphatase regulator activity; enzyme inhibitor activity; protein binding. Lineage: Eukaryota; Metazoa; Cnidaria; Anthozoa; Malacalcyonacea; Xeniidae. The record is from RefSeq and is a predicted model, not a curated record. The coding region runs from base 240 to 1679 and encodes 479 amino acids. Gene Ontology annotation, cellular component: cytoplasm.